This is a messenger RNA of Amblyraja radiata (thorny skate), 2254 nucleotides long. Its product is annotated as ABC transporter F family member 4-like. Lineage: Eukaryota; Metazoa; Chordata; Chondrichthyes; Rajiformes; Rajidae. Gene Ontology annotation, molecular function: cysteine-type deubiquitinase activity. Gene Ontology annotation, biological process: protein deubiquitination. The transcript is spliced from 25 exons. The coding region runs from base 53 to 2140 and encodes 695 amino acids. The record is from RefSeq and is a predicted model, not a curated record.
GCCACAAAUUCUUACAUUUCAACUAAAACGAUUUGAAUUUGACUACUACUGUAUGCGAUAUAGGAAAAUUGAAGAUUACAUUAGUCUUCCAUCAGAUUUGGUAUUUAAGAAAUCCAAGGAUGACUACAAUGAAUGGUGCCCAACAUUACCAGAGAACAAGGAGCAACUUGGUUCGCAUAAACGGAGUCAUGAUGCUAUGGAAGAAGGACAAGGUUCCGUUCCAACCCAGCAGUUCCAGGGAGGAACAUCUAAGGAUUGUGGAGGGAGAUCAGAGGAAGCUCAAGAUCAGUCAGAACAAGAUUCUACACAGCAAAAGUUGAAGAAGCCGAAAAUGCUGAACACGAAGAAGGACAUGGAGAACAGAGAGAUCAGUGUGGACAAUAUUGAUGUGCAAGAGCAGUUGAAGUUUGAGGAGAAGUUGUUGACGAGCAUUCAGGGGGAUGAAUCCCCAGGACACCCAGGGAUCUAUCCCAGGCUACCGAGCGAGGAGAUUAACGCCCAGAAUAACCACAGUUUAGAGGCCAUGGAACGAGAGCAAAGUGAGACUUCACCUCCGCAAGGGCAGGAAGAAUUUUCUGUGAAUGGUGAAGGGAAAAUGACUGAGGCAGCUCCAGGUCAGUCAGAGCAAGACUCAACCGUGGACAAGAAGGACAUGGAGAACAGAGAGAUCAGUGUGGACAAUAUUGAUGUGCAAGAGCAGUUGAAGAUUGAGGAGAAGUUGUUGACGAGCAUUCAGGGGGAUGAAUCCCCAGGACACCCAGGGAUCUAUCCCAGGCUACCGAGCGAGAAGAAGGACAUGGAGAACAGAGAGAUCAGUGUGGACAAUAUUGAUGUGCAAGAGCAGUUGAAGAUUGAGGAGAAGUUGUUGACGAGCAUUCAGGGGGAUGAAUCCCCAGGACACCCAGGGAUCUAUCCCAGGCUACCGAGCGAGGAGAGUAACGCCCAGAAUAACCACAGUUUAGAGGCCAUGGAACGAGGGCAAAGUGAGACUUCACCUCGGCAAGGGCAGGAAAAAUCUUCUGUGAAUGAUGAAGGGAAAAUGACUGAGGCAGCUCCAGGUCAGUCAGAGCAAGAUUCAACAGUGGACAAGAAGAAGGACAUGGAGAACAGAGAGAUCAGUGUGGACAAUAUUGAUGUGCAAGAGCAGUUGAAGAUUGAGGAGUUGUUGACGAGCAUUCAGGGGGAUGAAUCCCCAGGACACCCAGGGAUCUAUCCCAGGCUACCGAGCGAGAAGAAGGACAUGGAGAACAGAGAGAUCAGUGUGUACAAUAUUGAUGUGCAAGAGCAGUUGAAGAUUGAGGAGAAGUUGUUGACGAGCAUUCAGGUGGAUGAAUCCCCAGGACACCCAGGGAUCUAUCCCAGGCUACCGAGCGAGGAGAGUAAUGCCCAGAAUAACCACAGUUUAGAGGCCAUGGAACGAGGGCAAAGUGAGACUUCACCUCUGCAAGGGCAGGAAGAAUCUUCUGUGAAUGGUGAAGGGAAAAUGACUGAGGCAGCUCCAGGUCAGUCAGAGCAAGACUCAACAGUGGACAAGGAGAAUAAUUCCGGGAAUAACCACAUUUUUACUGCCGUGGAACGUGGGCAAGGUGAUCUUUCAACUCUGCAAGCGAGAGUUAUUCUUAAGGAAGAAUAUUCUGUGAAUGAUGAAGAGAGACCAACUGAGGCUGAAGGUCAGUCAGAACAAGAUUCUACAGAGGACAAGGAGAAUCAUUCCCCAAGUAAAUGCUGUGUUGAGGUGCCGGGAGAACAAAGUCCCACUCCAACUCUGCAACGGCAGAAUGGAAAUUCUGAGAAUUGUGAAGGGGGAACAUCGUGGACAGUUCAAGAUCAGUCAGAGCAAGUUUCCACAGAGGACAAGCUGAAAAAAUAUGAACUAUUUGCAAUCUGGCACCACUUUGGAAGUUAUGGAAGCGGACAUUAUAUUGCUGAAAUAAAAUCAGGCUCUGGUGACUGGUACUCCUUUGAUGAUAGUUUUGUUAAAAAGAUCGGAAAAAAUACCAAUCCAAGGUCCACAAGUGCCUACAUGGUUAUGUACAGACUGGUAGACACAAACAAGGAAGCAGGGUCUGAUGCCACAACACCCGAGCAGUGUCAAACACAAGACCCAGGAUACAGGAUACAGGAGUCAAAGAAUUGUUGAACACAGCUACAAGUCACAAAUAGUGUGACAGAUGUGGUUAAUUGUUCAUGUUCUGAAUUUAUUUUGAUAUUAUCUUAAAACUCAUAGGAAUAAUAGACAUAGGAAUUGAAUGCA